GGUUUGAGAGUGAGGCUUGCUUCAUCUUUGUUCAUUCUACUUUGGUUGUCCGCAUGCUAUUAUUAUUUUAUUUUUGAUUUAUUUUUUCAUCAAUUAGUGUUCAAGAAAGCAUGGGAGAUUAGAAUUUAGUUGCGAACAAUCAGUUUUAGUUCAUUCUUAAUAUCAUAAUAAACCCGUAUUUUUGCUCCUGGAUUCUUAUAGAAAUUCAAGCUCCCAGUUCUACCGACACAUUCAAUCAGAUUCUACAAAACACUCUUAAAUGUUCUCAGAAUUGCUUAUUCUAUACACAGAUUGGAUGGUUAAAGUUACUUGAUUACUCAUGUGUUUUGGAGUGUAAGAUCUUAUUGGGGAGCAACAAUCCAUAGGUGUAAAAGUCAGGGUUUGGUAAUAUUAGAUGAACCUGUUUGGUUGAUUGCAUGGGACUAAUUUCUCAACCAGGUCCAGGCUAGAAUUUUGUUUCUGAACAUUAUGGGUUUAGGACAAGUUCUGGGCUAAGUUGAUUACUGGUUUGAUUUUGGAUUUGACGACUAGAGAACUCGCCUCAGUUUGUAUGAAUUUGAUAAUCUAAUGUAGAAUAAAUAGUAGUGAAGUUCAGUUUAAAUUUACUUGGUAAGAUAUCAUAAGGGUUUGAGAUCAAAUCUUGCUAGUAUGUGACAACCUAGUUUGAAACCAGAUAGGAUAUGGGCAUAUGGCUAUAUGCCAUUGCCCGAAAUUAGGGACCAUGUCCAGUUUGGACAAAUAGACACAGGUGUCAUUGCCCGAAAUUAGGGACCAUGUCCAGUUUGGACAAAUAGACAGGUGUAUCUCCUUGUCUGACUAUAACCUGGGUUUAUCCAGAUACCAAAGUCACUCAUAGUCGAUGAAAGCAUGAAGGGAACACAAAGAGUGGAAUGGUAACCCCAACCAAAAACCAAUCAGCUAUUUGAAUUGACCAUAUUCACCAUUUCAUUUACAAUAACCUAAAGAUGUACUGGUGAUUGAGUCAUUUCUUGGCCUUGUAACUUUAAUGCCUGGGAAGAAACAUGAGUUUCGCAGAAAUAUAUGGCAAGGUGAACAGUGUCUCCGAUUUUCCUGUCAUGAUGCAUUCUGUCAAUUGAUCUUAGGGUCCUAAACCUCCUGCGUAUAUACUUCUCAUCAGCCAGAGAAAUGAUUUUGUUAGCUGAGUUGUGGCUCACUAAAAGGAUGGGUAAGGCAAAAGGUGGUUCAAUAUUUAUUAGGCUCGUCUCUGCUGCUGGGACAGGAUUUUUCUAUGUGAAGCGGAAGAACCCUAGGAAGAUGACAGAAAAGCUUGAGUUCCGUAAGUAUGAUCCUCGAGUGAACCGACACGUUCUCUUUACAGAACAAAAGAUGAAGUGAGUGUGAAGGGCCUUAAGAUAUUGAUCUAUGUGCCUUUAGCAGUCAUGUGUACCUCAUUUGUUGGAUACAUUUGAAAUGAAGCUUGUGGAAGAUAAUUUUAUUGUACUGUCUUGGAUUUUAGUUGUUACCAUUCAUAAUUUCAUAUUAAGUAGCUUUACUCAAUAACAAUCAUCAUCCUACUUGCUUGAUAGCUUUUAAUCCACUGGUUUAUGAUCCA
Molecule: messenger RNA, 1573 nt
Organism: Macadamia integrifolia
Lineage: Eukaryota; Viridiplantae; Streptophyta; Magnoliopsida; Proteales; Proteaceae
Product: 50S ribosomal protein L33-like
Exons: 2
Coding region: 1147-1356 (69 amino acids)
Biological process (GO): translation
Cellular component (GO): ribosome; large ribosomal subunit
Molecular function (GO): structural constituent of ribosome
Source: RefSeq, a predicted model, not a curated record